Messenger RNA from Puccinia graminis f. sp. tritici CRL 75-36-700-3, 3458 nucleotides. RefSeq lists its product as uncharacterized. The transcript is spliced from 10 exons. Bases 1 to 3276 code for a protein of 1091 amino acids. Lineage: Eukaryota; Fungi; Basidiomycota; Pucciniomycetes; Pucciniales; Pucciniaceae. Gene Ontology annotation, molecular function: structural constituent of nuclear pore. Gene Ontology annotation, biological process: protein import into nucleus; poly(A)+ mRNA export from nucleus. Gene Ontology annotation, cellular component: nuclear pore. The record is from RefSeq and is a predicted model, not a curated record.
AUGUUGAGAGAGCGGAUCGGCGCCGAGCUAGUGCGGGUCGGAUUUUUACCAUUUUCGGCUGCUCCGGCGCAGCACGCUCAUGUUAGCCCAAACCCGGCUGUUGCGGGGGGCCAUCAGAAUAGGGAAAAACCUUUGAAAGCCCACUGCCCAGUCUAUCCACUUCACCACCCACCAACACCAACACCAACACCAACAACAGCAAUAGCAACAAGGAUGGGAUCCCAGUCGCCAUUCCCGAGCUCAUUCAGACUCACAACCCCCUCCGCAAAACCCCCAGCCUCAUCAGUCUCAGACUCACUCAAGCAACUGCUCGAUCAUUCUCGACAACUCCAUUCUGGAAUAGCCAGUGCCUCAAGCCUUAACACGAACUCUGGUUUCAACCAAUUCUCUGGCGCAACGAACGCAUCUAGUAACCUCACCGGGACCCUUCCUACCGUCCAGCUUGGUCUCGAUCAGAUCGAGGCCCAAUCCAGGAGACUUGUUUCGAAGAUCAGGAAAAAUGACACCCUCGACGCGUCUCUGUCUCUGUUUGGGGGCGGCCCAGCUAACUCUCACAGGGAUGGUCGAAGUCUCACUGCUCUGAACGGUCAAGGUACCAGCUCAAAGGCCCACUAUCUUCUAGCCGGGGCUGGGGUUAAUGCCGAGGAACUAGGAAAGACCAUCGAUGGCGUCGAUCUCCGAGGUACAUUCGAACCUUUGCAGCCCUUACAAGAUACCGACGUUGAGGGGUACCUAAAACAUGAACACGAACAAUCUAUCAUCGCGUCAAUUGAGGAGGGGAGGAGACAGACCGUCCAAGACUUCUAUCAAAUCUUAGAUCGAUCAAUGAGACAAAACUGGGAAGAACAGAAGGAACUUCUAUUUGAAGAGCUGGCGCGCCAUCAGCCUCAAUCCUCGAGUGAAGGCGGAAAUGUGAUAUCGAUGUCCCAGUCGAGACUCCCAUUUUCAGGGAGCACCAACUUCAGUGAAAUCCAAUCCGGCGUUGGUCCUCGAACCGGCCCCAGUCAGACUGACAUGCACGGAAAGAUGAUGAAAUAUGAUCAAGCGGUCUCCAAGCUCAAUGAAAGACGUCUCCAGAAUGCCUACUUUCCAAUCGUCCAUGCCUUCAAAGACGCUAGCUUGUCAGUCACCGAAGAACAGGCCAGAUCAUCCCAAAACGCACCCCUCAGCGACACAUGGAAUCUUUUGGCUCAACUCGUCCAGGAAAAGAAUACUGGACUGUCCGAUCAAGAUAGCGAGACGAUCGGCGGAAUUCGGUUGACUACCAUAUCAGCCGAGCGUAAAUAUGCUAAACAUUACUUGGGUGACCCUCAGAGUCUUGAAGCCAAAAACGUUCGCAAACAGUUAGCCGAUGGUGCCAAAACACAUCUGGAACAACAAUUCGUCGCCCAUAUUAACAUGCAAAUUGCCGCACAUCCUCUAGAGGCUACCCUUGGUGGUGACCCAUCAACAGCCAACAAAGUCAGAGCUUAUGUUGAUCUGAAAUUUUGUAAAAAUGGAACUUGGACAGAUAAACGGCUAGAAAUCAUCAAUAAUACGCCAGUUUGGGCCAGAAUAUUCUACCUGUUGCGGAUUGGGCAGAUUUCAGAAGCCGUGAAAUUUACCAAAACGUAUGAACAGCAUAUUCGAAAAACCGAGCCGAACUUCUUAUCCUAUUUCUCUUCGUGGGCUUCGAGUCCCGAUCGCCGUUUAUCAAAGACCCUACGGGACAGAUUCUUAGCUGAAUACAACCAAAGGACUCGAGAGGUUAGUGGGGCCGAAGGAGGAUUUGGAUCGGGCACCAGUCAUGCGACCGCCGCCAACGUGGAUCCAUUCAAACAUGCCGUCUACAAGAUCAUCGGAAGAAUCGAAAUCCAACGCAAGAAUGUCCCAGUGGCUAUUGCCAGUAUGGAAGAUUGGGUUUGGCUGCAGUUGGUCCUUGUCAAGGAAACUGACCCAGCACUCGAUCAUCCUGUCUCUAGCAAUAACAGCUCCAUCUCUUCCAACCAUGAGCGUUACGGUUUGGAAGAGUUUGCUCAAGUGAUCUCUAAAUACGGCGAGAGUCACUUUGAUCCCAACGGUAAUCGACCCUUAAUGUAUUUCAGAGUGCUUUUGAUGAGCGGCCAAUUCGAAAAGGCCUGUCUGUUCCUUCAACAAAAGCCACACUAUCAAGUGGAUGCGGUACAUUUUGCCAUCGCCCUAUCAUACUAUGGUUUACUACGUAUAUCUGACAGCGCUCCUUCGACCGAGGGGGGAGCUUCCUCUCCCAAAGGCAGAUCGUCAAGCAUGAGCCUCCCGUCGGUGAACUUCGCGCGCCUGAUUUACCGAUACACCCGUCUAUUUGCCAAGAGCGCACCUGAAGUAGCAGUACAGUACUUGUAUUUGAUCUGUCUCAAUGCCGAUGCUCCGCCGCCUUCAUUGGGCCAAAAUCAGGUCACACUCUGUCAUACUUAUAUCGGAGACCUCGCCGUCGAAACCGCUUCACGAGAAGAAAUCUUGGGGGAUGUGCGUAAUGAUGGUACCCGGAUUCCUGGAAUGAUUGAAAGGGACUUGAGCUUGAUCAAGCUAUCCAAUCAACGAGAGUAUCUGGAAACGAUUGUCAAGCAAGCAGCCGAGCGUGCUUUCAGGGAACGACGAUUACGGGAUGCAAUCCGACUGUUUAACAUAGCGGAAGAGUAUGACCGGGUGAUUGCGGUGAUCAACAUCGAGCUAGGGAGCUCGUUAUUCCAGCCCGGGAGCAAGCCUGCCUCGAGUCGGAUCGGCGACGAGACAAAUAGUGCCGGGCCCAAGGGCGCGACCGUCUCGCUCACCGCCUCUGAAGAUAUCGUUGCCGUCGCUAAUAACGUCUUGGCUCAUUACGAUCGCACCUCUACUAUCUCAAGUCGCAUCACCCGCAAGAAUCGCGAUACUUGCGCUUUGCUGUUAAGAUUCAAAACCGUCUUGGAUUUACAUGAACAGGGCAAAAAUGAACAAGCCUUGGCCAUAUUGGAUUCUAUCGAUCUCUUGCCGACUGGAAGCGAUCUGGUUCAGAUCAUACGAAAGUCGGAGCAAGUGAAGGAUUUGGACGAUACGAUUGUCAAGAACUUAGAUGUGAUCGUGCUUAGUGGGAUGAACAUCCUCUACCAGGUGUUCAGUACCUUCAAAGAUAGUCCUUAUGGUGAUGCCAGUCGCCAAGCUAAAAUGGCUGAGAUCAAAACUAAAGCUCGAGCUAUCACUACUUUUGCGGGGAUGCUAAGAUACAGAUUAUCUCCUGAGACUUACUCUCAACUUAGUAGACUUCAAGCUUAUUUACAUUAAACAUACAACUCAAUAACAAAAAAGAUUAAAGUUAACAUUCUCGUUUCUUAAUUAUAUAUAUAUUGUACUUAUUUUUUUUUCUUGAAAUUUGGUGAGAGAAAUACUUCUGGGUGCCUGCUUUUGUCCACUUGACCAUAAUCGUCAUGUUGGUAAUGAAAGAAGCAUCAUGGAUUCAUGGAUUU